Anopheles marshallii is the source of this 441-nucleotide messenger RNA. Its product is annotated as general odorant-binding protein lush-like. Lineage: Eukaryota; Metazoa; Arthropoda; Insecta; Diptera; Culicidae. The record is from RefSeq and is a predicted model, not a curated record. Gene Ontology annotation, biological process: olfactory behavior; sensory perception of smell. Gene Ontology annotation, cellular component: extracellular region. Bases 1 to 441 code for a protein of 146 amino acids. Gene Ontology annotation, molecular function: dibutyl phthalate binding; odorant binding. The transcript is spliced from 5 exons.
AUGAACAAGGUGGCGAUUGUGGUGACAUUUUGUGCUCAGUUUUUAGUCCAACAUGCUAACGGAGCUAUGACUAUGAAACAGCUAACCAACUCGAUGGAUAUGAUGCGUUCCGCAUGUGCUCCCAAGUUUAAAAUUGAGGAAGCGGAGCUACACGGUUUAAGGAAAUCAGUUUUUCCUGCCGAUCCUGAUAAAGAACUUAAAUGCUACACCAUGUGCAUAGCACAAAUGGCGGGAACUAUGACAAAGAAAGGCGAAAUUAGCUUUUCCAAAACAAUGGCUCAAAUUGAAGCAAUGCUUCCACCAGAGCUGAAAACUAUGGCAAAGGAAGCAUUAAGCCAUUGCAAAGACACACAAGCUGCCUACAAGGAUCCCUGCGAUAAGGCAUACUUCUCUGCAAAGUGUGCUGCAGAUUUCACCCCGGACACUUUCAUGUUCCCCUGA